AUGAAGCUCGACACGUACGGCGAAUACGUCCGCCGGGUCGUGGACACGCUCACAGCCUUUGAGGACGAGCUCAUCGCCACCAGCGGCUUCUUCGGGCGAGAGGAGCACCUCGAGUCGUGCAUCCAGGGCGUGCAGUCGGAGUUUGAGUCCAACGCGCGCGCCAUCGCGGUCUUCGCGGCGCCCGAGGCGCUCUCCGCCCUUGUCGGCACGCUCCUCAGCGCGGAGGACCCCCGACCUGCCGACGCGCCAAAGGAGGGGCGCCGCUUUGAGGACGCCUUUGCCGCCGCCGUGCUGCUCUCCUCCUCCAUCGGCACGCGCGGGCUGCUGCGCAAUCCGACGGUCCUCUCGCGAAUGUGGCAGUUCGUCGAGCGGCCGGAGCGCCACCCCGUGCUGCUCUACUACUGGUGCCGCUGCGCCGCGGCGCUCCUCCUCUCCCCCGAGGGGUCCGGCGGGCUCGGCGCCGCAAUCUCUGCGCUCGGGCUGCCGCGGCUGCUGCUCUCCCUCGUGCCUCACCUGCACUGCGAGGCCGUGAGGAUGCUCCUCAAAAACGUCAUCGGGCUGGGCGGGCAGGCGGGGCUGGGGGAGGAGGGGGCGGUGCCGCUGCAGCUCGCGCUGGUGGGGGAGCAGUCCAUCCUGCCCAGCCUGAUGCGCCUGAUGGAGGGUGGCGGCGACGCCUCCCUCGACGCCGCGGAGCUUCUCUGCUGCGUGCUCGAGGCGGCGUCGAUGCGGGCGGACGGCGCGCGGCUACUCACGCUUGUGGCGCGGCCCUUCCUCCCGCUCUUCACGCGGGCGGUCGCCGCGGGCGACUGCGCCGCGCACCGCCGCCGCCAGUCGCAGAUUGCCCUCCUCUCCCUCGGCGCCGCCGCGCUCGCCGCUGAGCAAGCGUGUGGAGACGCAGAGGCGGGGCCAGGCGGAGAGGGCGCGCCCCAGGUUGCUCCGAGGGUGGCUGGGGCGGUGGCGGCGCUGCUCGGCCCGCUCUCGCGGCUGCUGGCGCACGGCUCUUGCGAGGUUGCCCGCGCCGCCGCCCGCUUGUGGUCCUCUUUCCUCGACUCAGCGCCGCAAGAGCUGCUCGGCUGCCGCGGCAGCUGCUCGGCUGCGCUGGUCACGGCCGAGCUCUUCACGCGGGUGGAUCGGAACGGGGGCGGGCGGCAGGACAUGCUGCGGCACGCCCUCCUCAAGGCGCUCGUCUCCGCGCUGCGCUGCGACGACGCCCGCCUCGGCGCCGCCAUCCUGAAGUCGGCAAAGCUGCUGCCGCGGCUCGAGCGCAAUUUGCUCAUGCGGGAGGGAGCGGGCGGCAAGGCUUCGCGCUGCUCGCCGGAGCACGCGAGGCUGCUCGUGCUCGAGAUCGCGGCGAUCGGGCGCACCGCCGCGCUCGCGCCGCACCUGGCUCGCUCCGCCGAGUGGCGCCGCAUCGGCACCAUCGUCGGCGUCGAGCUCGGCGGCGGUGCAGCCGAGGGCGGGCAUGCGUGCGAGCCGCGCGAGGCGUCCCCCUCCUCGUCGGGCGACGAGGAGGACUACGCGUCCGCGCCGGAGGCGGAGGCCGAGGUGGGCGAGGCGGGCGGCGACGAGCCGACCGGCGCGGAGAACGUGCCGCCCCACCGGUCGCCCGAGGGGGUCGGUCCCACUUCGCCAGUGAGCCCGAAGCUGGCCGCGGCCGCGCCGCCGCCCGCGCGCGAGGGGGAGGAGGAUUUCGUCAUCGACAACAACUCGCUCCGCUCCUCGGACGACUUUUCGAAGCUGACUCCGCGGCCGAGCUUCGAGCGCCGCUCCGUCCUCCACCGAAAGGCAAAGGAGAGCUCGCCCUAUUACCGCAAGGAUGGCGACGGCCGAUCCGCCCCAGACGCGCCGGCCCAAGAAGACGCCGCCAUCUCCGCGCUCAACGAGACCGUCAAGGCGCUGAGCUUUUGA
Molecule: messenger RNA, 1908 nt
Organism: Emiliania huxleyi CCMP1516
Lineage: Eukaryota; Haptophyta; Isochrysidales; Noelaerhabdaceae
Exons: 2
Coding region: 1-1908 (635 amino acids)
Source: RefSeq, a predicted model, not a curated record